Messenger RNA from Danio aesculapii, 1599 nucleotides. It is a transcript of the gene opn4xa, whose product is annotated as opsin 4xa. Gene Ontology annotation, cellular component: membrane. Gene Ontology annotation, biological process: visual perception; G protein-coupled receptor signaling pathway. Gene Ontology annotation, molecular function: G protein-coupled receptor activity. Lineage: Eukaryota; Metazoa; Chordata; Actinopteri; Cypriniformes; Danionidae. The record is from RefSeq and is a predicted model, not a curated record. Bases 4 to 1599 code for a protein of 531 amino acids. The transcript has 9 exons.
GGUAUGGAGGAGUCGACGAAUGUGGAUCGAGGCUUUUUCAGGAAAGUGGAUGUUCCUGAUCAUGCACACUACAUAGUGGCGUUUUUUGUGGCUGUCAUCGGGGCUCUAGGAGUGAUCGGAAACCUGCUGGUCAUGUACGCCUUCUUUAGUAACAAGAAGCUGCGGACGCCUCCAAACUACUUCAUCAUGAAUCUGGCAGUGAGUGACUUCCUCAUGGCCAUCACUCAGUCACCCAUCUUCUUCAUCAACUGCAUGUACAAGGAGUGGGUGUUCGGGGAAAUGGGCUGUAAGAUGUACGCCUUCUGUGGAGCUCUGUUUGGGAUCACAUCCAUGAUCAACCUUCUGGCCAUUUCUAUCGACCGCUACAUCGUGAUCACCAAACCACUGCAGGCCAUCCGCUGGACAUCGGGACGCCGAACGCUCAUUAUUAUCCUCGUGGUCUGGAUCUACUCGCUGGCCUGGAGUCUGGCACCGCUUAUGGGAUGGAGUUCCUACAUCCCAGAAGGCCUCAUGACCUCCUGCACGUGGGACUAUGUGACGUCUACUCCUGCCAACAAGAGCUACACCUUGAUGCUCUGCUGUUUCGUGUUCUUCAUCCCUCUAGGGAUCAUCUCGUACUGCUACUUCUUCAUGUUCCUCGCCAUUCGGAGUGCAAGCAGGGAUGUGGAGAAGCUGGGUAGCCAUGUGAGGAAGACCACCCUCAUCCAACAGCAGUCCAUAAAGACGGAGUGGAAGCUGGCUAAGAUUGCGUUCGUGGUCAUCAUUGUGUUUGUCCUGUCCUGGUCUCCGUAUGCCUGCGUCACACUCAUCGCUUGGGCUGGAUACAGCCACGUUCUUUCUCCGUAUUCCAAAGCAGUUCCUGCGGUGAUCGCCAAAGCAUCGGCCAUAUACAAUCCCUUCAUCUACGCCAUCAUACGCUCCAAAUACAGAGACACGCUGGCUGAGAAGGUGCCAUGUCUGCAUUUCCUAGCGCAGUCGUCGCGUAAAGACAUCUCGGUGUCCAACAGCGAGUCUUCCUUCAGGGAGCACAUGCUGAGCCGACAGUCCUCGGGGUCAAAGGCCAAGUUCCAGCGCAUCUCCUCCAUGUCCACAGCAGAUACGGUCUGGAGUGAUGUGGAAUUAGAUCCUGUGGACCAAAAGAGCCAGACGAUCAGAAACUCACAGUCAGCCAGUCUGCUGAGAGACGACAAAUGGAAAACGCAAACCAAACACGACUAUAAGAACGACAGGGAGAGCAGCGAAGAAAAGUCUGCAGUCACUGACAGCGGCGGCUCUCUGAACGGCGGAGGGCUUGACCUGGUGUCCGAAUCCAUCAACAUGGCCACUGUCCCUCUCCUCAUGGCCAAGAACACUGGAGAGGAGGACCAGGAGGAGGAAGAGGACGAGACUCUGACGGGACAGCAGGACAGCAGAUCCCUGAGCCCUGUCAGCAAUGACCUGCCUUUUUACCAGGACACGGAGGAGCCACACAUCACCCUCAGCCCCACAUCAGCAGAGCAGCAAACCACGCAGACCAGAGAAAACAAUCUGAUCCUGGAGCUCAAGAGUCUGAACUGCUCCAGCGAACUCCUGGAGUCUGUGGAGAAAUUCCUCUCCUGA